GUCAGCCGUCGGGCGCGGCCUCUUCCUCGAGUCGAGGACCAGCCUGCCUUACCCGACCUUUCGAAAGCCCACAGCAAGGAGGCGGGUCUGGAGUAGAGACGAUGUGGAUCGGAAAAUCGAUAUUCUCACACCAGAUCCGACCGACCUGGCCGACGGGGGAAAGGGCAAGACUGAUCCGAAAGGGUCCUCGUCACGGCAUGAAAAUCGAACCACCGCGCCACCUAGCCCGCCUCUGACUGCAGACCAGAGAUCGUCGAGAAAAGGAAGCUCGAGCGGAGGAAAGGUGACAGAGGAAAAGAGAGAAAAGGAAAAGAGGAGGGCUUCGGUUGACCCUUCUCGAUCGAGCUCCAGCUUGGGUCGCAAGAAAGAGGAUGGUUCUAAAGUCAGCAGCAAGACUGGCACGCCAGCGAAGACGAGGGUUCGUGACUCCGCGACACCCGUCCGCUCGGCCAGUCAUAAAACAUCCAGGUCGAAACUACAGGACAAGGUUGAAUUGCCCAGACGGGCAGCCACUCAUAAAACCAAAUCCCCAACGCAUUCCACUCCCGCUGCCGCCGAAUCUUUGUCGGAGUCGACCAACGAUUCAGAUGCAACGUCCGUUGCGCCGAAUCAGGGCAAGCCUCCCUCGCGAACUCGGUCGCGCACAUCGAAACGGGACGAUGGUGGAUAUCGCAAACAAUCACCGAUCGAAGUCUUUGUAGAAGAGGAGAAUGAGUCGGUCGUCAACGGUGGUAGCCAUGGCGGAGCGCCUCCCCCUCCGCCCCCGCCGCCUCAAAUGCCUGUCUCCAUCCCUAGAGUGGAUUACUUGCUUCAAAACGGUGGAUUGAACUAUCGGAUACCGAAACAUCUGCUCGGUGCUGGGGAGUCUCCAAACAUGCCACAGCAAUACGUGCAGCCUCAGACAGCGGUGGUCAGGGUUUUUGAGCCGUUCCACCGGUUGCUGGAUGAUUACAGUACAGUCAUGGCUAAGAAUGGCUCAUUAGCGGUGGCUACCGGAUAUCGAUCAGUGGCACGCAGACUGUUGGACCGGUUGGAGGCUGUCUUCGCGCGCGACAUCUCAUCCGAGACCUGUCGGUGUCUCAUGUGCGAGCAAGACGCGAACCAUGAGACUGGCUCCGGGGUCAGCUGGGGUGAAGUGUUGGAGCUCGUGUCGGGGCGACGGGAGUUGCCCAGCUGGCCGCCUUUCCAGAUCGCAGCGUCGAUAAAGGAUCAGGUUGUGUCGGGCGAGGAGCACAUACCGAUGCAGAAGUUGGAUAUCGACGUGCCAGAGGAAUAUCGCGAGCACUACAUCCGUCAGUCCCACAAGACGAAGCAGGCAGUCGACAAGUGGCUUCUGGGCCAGACAGAAGAAGGCCUGCCAGAGGAAGUCGAUGAUGAAACCCUGACCUUUGCCAUCAUGACGCAUCUGGAUCCCGAUCGCCGCGAGAUGUUCUGUGCGCUAUUGGGAAUUACUGCCUCGACGCCGGUACCGAAAGCGGAGACACCGUCACCUCGAAUACGCCCGCAAUUUUUGGAUGCUUGUUCUCUGGCUAUCCAGCGGCUGUACAGGCUAGCGGCUCCGCCUCGAGAUUCGGAGACAGCAAUCUACAUGCUCAACAAUCCGAACAUCCACAAUGUGCUGGCAACGCUGGCGGCUAUUAGUAACGACGAAUGGGAAAUCUUGAUCUCGGGGCGCUUCGACGGAUUUCUGCGCAGCGGAGCGGAAGACAACUAUCCCCCGUCGAUGACCGCGUCCGCUCCACCACGCCCCGGAAGCCGCUCGUCGUUCACUGGCUCGUCGCGGGGACCGACAGACGGCAGUUACCGACCAGUCAGCCAGCCAUACGGCACCACGACUCCUCCUCCUGCGGCGUUUGGGGCUCCAAUCGCUCUGGACGAGGAGACUGAGAUCGCGGCGUUGGCGGAGAUCGAGAGGGACAUCUACCUCAGCAUGGAGGCCCUCGAGGACGCAUUUGAGGCGUUGCAUUGCAAAGCGGAAGCGGUGCGACGCGCCCUGCGGGAGCGAGGAGCAGGUUUGGCAAUGGCGCAACAGGCCCGACGCGGCUUGACGACGAAUCUGGACGCGAGGAUGGGUACACCGGCAUCGAUGAAUGGAAGUGCGUGGGACGGCAGCAUGGACGACGACGAUGGAAUUGAUGACGACACGUCUCUGGCACCAGACGAUUCGGCGAGCAACGUCAGUUCGAACAGGAGACGGCGUCCGAAGCGACGAAGCGAGCGACGCACGCCUGCACCAGUCGAGGAGGAGCAAGAAGACGACUAUUUUCGACGUGAUCGAAGGCGGUAA
Molecule: messenger RNA, 2287 nt
Organism: Rasamsonia emersonii CBS 393.64
Lineage: Eukaryota; Fungi; Ascomycota; Eurotiomycetes; Eurotiales; Trichocomaceae
Exons: 1
Cellular component (GO): nucleus
Molecular function (GO): DNA binding
Source: RefSeq, a predicted model, not a curated record